UUAGCUUUCAAAACCACCGUCAGGGGGCGUGAAUCGUAGGUACAGCAACUUGACAACAAUCUUCUAUUUUUAGAUCAAACCAUUGAUAUGUUUAAGCCGCAACAUGUGAUAUUCGUUUAUUUAUUUAUGAUGAACGUAAUGGUUGAAUCUACAACGAAAACAAAACGAAGUUAUUCCGAUCAAUCCGUACGAGGAUAUAUAACAGAGAGGACAUGUUGGUGGAAUGAAGUUUGUAAGGAGGAAUUCCAAACGCUGUUCCGAUGUAAAUGCCCUUCCUGGUCAUACUGCCGAAGUCCCGGAAAAUAUUACAACGCGGUAUGUUCAAUGACUGAGACGGGGUACAUCUGGGACCAACCUAACUCACAAUGGCGUGGUCAAUAGACAGAGAAAUUGUAAUUCAAUUUUAGCCCUCUUUAUUGUGUAAUUUAAAAUUUAUUGUUUAUUUAAAAUAUUCCAAUGUGCCAAAAUUUUAACGAUUCAGAGACUGAAUUCAUUAGGAGAAUGAAAUGAAAUUUCGUCUUAUAUUUUCGUAUUGAA
Messenger RNA from Papilio xuthus (Asian swallowtail), 537 nucleotides. RefSeq lists its product as uncharacterized. The transcript has 3 exons. The record is from RefSeq and is a predicted model, not a curated record. Lineage: Eukaryota; Metazoa; Arthropoda; Insecta; Lepidoptera; Papilionidae. Bases 88 to 381 code for a protein of 97 amino acids.